Planococcus citri (citrus mealybug) is the source of this 6678-nucleotide messenger RNA. RefSeq lists its product as uncharacterized. The transcript is spliced from 2 exons. Gene Ontology annotation, biological process: DNA repair; telomere maintenance. Gene Ontology annotation, molecular function: DNA helicase activity. The record is from RefSeq and is a predicted model, not a curated record. Bases 3751 to 6678 code for a protein of 975 amino acids. NCBI's taxonomy places the organism in Eukaryota, Metazoa, Arthropoda, Insecta, Hemiptera, Pseudococcidae.
CUUAGGUUCAGUUAGAUGACACACAACAUUAUGUACCUACUCUCUAAAUUUAACGUAAUUUUUAAUUUAAAAUUGUGAACUCUACAUAUGUAUAUGGAAUUUAUCAAUUAAUGCCUACUCAAUAAGCUGGCGGAGGAACCACCUGGUUGCAUUCUUUAUUCAUAUUUCUUAGGUUCAGUUAGAUGGCACACAACAUAGGUAUGUCGAAAACAAUUUAACGUAAUUUUUUAAUUUUGUAAAUUCUACAUGAAAUUUAUAAAUUAUAUUUAAUAAACUGGUGGAGGAACCAUCUUUGUGAAUUAUUGCGUCGAAUAGUUAAAUAAAUUAGGUAAAUGCGUUCAUUCGAUAUACGACGAAAACUUGUCUGAUUCUUGUGCCAUACACUCCUACAAACUAGAAACUAGACACACUGGUAAUUCUGUUUUCGAAAAAAUAAAAAGUUCACAUGAGAUAAUCGUAUUACUGCAUUUUGCACAUUUCAGAAAUUUGUGUGACUUUGAGCGAACGAAAUUAAAUCAUCGCUCAUUUGAAGUUUCCAAAAUCUCAUAAGGUACCUAACAAAUUAAACGAUACUGGAUCGUUUUCAUAAAUUUCGCAAAAUUUUAGCUAGGCAAUACUAUCUAUCGACAAAUUGUGAAUUUUAAGACAUUCUUAGGUGGAUAAUUUUUUUUUUAAUUUGAAAAAAAAAUGAAAAUUUUCCGCAGGCGGUGAUCGAUCCCUCGACUGUUGCGUUAUUCGUGGUUCUAUGUUCGCCGCUCAACUCACUCGGCCACCUCUCUGCUUAUUAGAUACGCCCUCAUAGAAAAUCACUACUAGCGACUUCAAAAAAUUACUAACGUUUCUGAAAAAGUUACUAGUGAUACCGAAAACGUUACUAACGCUUGUACUGACGCUACUAGCGACCAACUUGACGCUACUAGCGACUGACUGGGUGCUACUAGCGAUCAGCUGGGCGCUACUAACGACUGUCUCAACAUUACUAGUGAAUGAUUUAACGCUACUAAUGACCAAGCCGACACUAGUAACGAUUAAACUGACGCUACCAACAGCUAGGCACGUACCUACAAUUGGUGAAAAAUGAAAAUUAAAGAAUUCCCAAAAAUCAUGUUUUUUUUUGGAAUUAUGAAUUAUUGAAAAGUUUCCGCUUGGGCCAGAUCAUUUUCCUUUUUCUUUCUCCGACAAAAAUUAGAUAGUAGCAAAAUUGACUUCUCACAUCACAAAUGCGACUUUUUUACUUGAAAAUUUUUUGCAUAUAGAAAUCAUAUCCUGAAGAAAAUGAAGAAUUGUCAAUUGUCAAGAGCUUUUGUCAUGGCUUGCUCAGUUGCUCGGCCCCAUUUAUAUUUUUAAAAUUCAGAGAGGGAGGGGAGGGGAGAGAAACGGAAAAAAGUCCAUUUUUGCGAGUAAAGCCUAAAUUCCAGUCAAAAAAUGAAAAAAAAUUCGAGGUACCAGCCCCCUCGGGUGGGGGAGAGGAACGGAAAAAAGUCCAUUUUUGCGAAUAAAGCCUAAAUUCCAGUUGAAAAAUGAAAAAACUGAGGUACCAGCCCCCUCGGAGGGGGGAACGAGGGUAAGGGGACGAGGAAGGGUCCAUUUUCGCAAAUAAAUAUCGAAUACGAGUGUAUGCUAUCCAUUUAAUUUUUAUCUAGAAAAUAUUAACACACCAAACACUCAGUUUUAAUUUUGUAAAAAAUCAUCAAACUUGAAAUUUUUUUAAAAUCCAGAGUGCUAAAAAGUGCAUAUACCUAAAUGUUUCAAACACCACAUCUUCCAACUUCCUCAGUGGCCUAGUUGGUUAGGUAGGUGACUAGAGAGUGAGUAAUUGCUGGUUCGAACCCCACCCCAGGCGUGAAAUUUUUUUUGAUUUUCAAAAUUUUUUGGGGAGAAUUUGUUGUUCUAAGAGGGUCUACGAGUAAAUGGCUGCCAUUAACAUGUUUUUGUCAUGAUUUUCAGUGCAAAAUGCGCAAAUUUGCGCGUGUCACUACUAUUGACAAACGUCACUAGUCAUUAGUAACGUCUGUCAGUAGUAGUGACGCUACUUGUCGAAAAAGUUACUAGUGUUUUUUUUUUUUUUUUUUUUUUUAGUAAUGACGCUAGUAGUGAUUUUCUAUGAGGGCGGGGUCAGGGUUGGACGAACUUUUGGAGCGGCCCGCGCGAUUUUCAGUUUGACGGCUCACCCAAACAAAACAGAAAAAGAAAAAAGCUCAGUGAGAGAUGACUUUAAAAAUGUACCCGAAUAUAACAUACUUUUUCAACAGUAACGAUUUUUUUUAAAGCGGGGGGCAGAGAUGAACUUGGCAGAAAUCUCUCACUAUAGGGGGCAAAAGGUGAUAAAUUCCUAACUGACUCGUCAAAAAAUAUCCAUUACUGAAGUAUCUACGUAUCACAAAAAGUUUUCAAAUGUUAGUAUUUUUCUUGCGUCAAUACCUAGAUAUUUUUCAGAUUAGCAUUUUCAAAAUUGAAAUUUUAGAAAAGAAAAGCAAAUUUGGAGUCAAAUGAAGCGAGGGCUUGCUCUUGAAAAUUAUAAAAAUGAAACGACACAUUAUUUAUUUAAAGUCUAAGUAAACAGUAAGUACAUACAAGUGCAUACAUGCAGAAAUUCUAGAAGUAUGUGAGACAGUGCGUUAGUCAUGGAGAAGACGUAUCGAAGUGGAAUUAACGAAAACAAAAUAGAUAAGUAUAAAAUUAAUGCCAAAAUUCGAGUAAGGAAAAGGUUUUUGUAAACUUUUCAGUUUUUAGGCACUUGUGUUAAUAGAAAUAAAACUUUUGAAAUCAUCGUUUCAAUUUAAAAAAAAAAAAAAAAUGUAAGGUACGUACUCGAAUGUUGAAUUACAAAAUAGAAAAUGUUUUUUUGGGUCAAUUUCAUUCGAAAAAUUUUCGUACUUGACUGUUACUCAGAUUUUAAAUAAAUAUGUUGAAUUUUUUGCUCAGUUUCAUUCAGAAGCAGGUAUGACUUAUCAAAAAAGGUUUUGUGUUUUCAAGAUAUGUUAUUCUGAAUUGAAUUUUUGAAAAUUAAAAAAAAAACAAUACUUAUCUAACUAUUAAUACACAAAAGUUGGAGCCGUUUGGUACCUUUUGCGCCGUUUGUACGGCCGUUUUUGGUUUUUGCGAAUUAAUUUUGACGUUUAGAAACCUCCUUACCUGAGCGAAUGCCUUCGAAUGUUUUUGAAAAUUUACAUUUUCCAAAAAAAAUGUGAUUAAAAAAUGUUUGGAUUUUGGAAAUAUGAGAAUGUUUUGGUUUUCGAUCACGAAAAUAGAUCCGCACAACCUUAAUUAUUUUAAAACCUUGGUGACCAGUCAUUGGUUUGCAUUUUUUUUUUUUUUUUUGUAAACACAAGACAAGAUGAAAAUUGAUAAUGACAGAUAUGUGAAAAAAUUGUAAAUAUAAUUAAAGAAUUUGUUCUACUAUGAAACUAUAAAAUUAAAAAUGAGAAUAUGAUGAAGUUUCUUUUCAUCAUUAUCGUUGUAUUUAGUUUUAGUCAAACAAUGCCUCGCCGGAGGUUGCUAACUAUUCCAGGUCAGCGAGUGCGUCGUCAGAAUGAUGAUUUUUCUCAAUUAGCUUCUUCAGGUUUAUACAUUUUUAUACAUAAUUUCAAUUGUAAAAUUAAAUUGAUUAUAUUGUAAAUACAUAAUUGUUGUAUUUGCGCUUUGUUUUGUUUUUAACAUACUCUUCGAACCAUAGAUUCUGAUACUGAUACGGAAGUUGAAGAAAUUGAGAUACAGUUGAGUGAUGAAUGGGAGGAUACUGUAGAUGGAAUGAUAACAGAUACUACCGAAGUUGAUACAGGCCCGAUAGCAGGGAGAUUUUCAGGUGAAGAUAAUGUAAUAAAAUUGAACAUCGGUAAGCUUAAUAUUCUUUGUCCCUAUUGCGGCGCGAAGCAUUUUAAAGGUGAAAAUUUUAAGAACUGCUGUCACAAUGGCAAGAUAGACGCGAAUGUUUGUCCAGAUAUUCGAGUUCCGGAUUUUUUGAAAACUUUAAUAACUACAGACAAUGCUUUACAAAAGCAUUAUUUGGAUUUCAUCCGCCAGUAUAAUAAUGCAUUUGCGUUCGCGUCUAUUGCCGUCAAUAGACAAAUUUUCAGUGGAAAAGGACCUUUUAUUUUCAAAGUUCAGGGUCAGCUUUAUCAUUACGUAGGACCGUUGCAUUCAUCGAACGAUGAAGGAGUAGCUCCGUCAUUUGCAGCUUUAUUUAUGCUGGAUAUGAAUACAGCUCACGAAUAUCGUUCGAAUAAUGAGAAUUUAAAUCGGGAGCUUUUAUUACUUUUAGAAACUAAUUUGAGAUCUAUAAACCCGUAUUGUGAGCUGUUUCAUACUAUGCGAGAAGUUGAACAGCAGUUUGAUGUUAGUGAUUAUAAGUUAUUAUUUACAACCGAGAAUACAUUUAAUGAUGUAAGACGUUAUGCUUCUGCAACGAGUGACGAAAUUGCUGCUGCGUUUGUUACAGACGCCGACGGAUGUCCGUCACCUCAGUUUGAUUUUUUCAUUUAUUCAAAAAAACAGAGCUUUGCAAUUCAUCGAAUUCCUCACCUCAAUCCUCAUGUGGACCCUUUAUCAUAUCCGCUUUUAUUUCCUUAUGGGGAUCCAGGUUGGAAGCCAGGGAUGAGUCAUAAUAUGAUAUUUGCUAGUGACAAACGCGUUGUCACUACACAAUUACAAUUCUACUGCUAUAGGUUUGCUAUCAGAGAUAAGUUCAGUUUACUCCAUAGCAGUGGAAAAUUGUUUCAGCAAUAUGUUGUCGACGCAUAUGUUAAGGUGGAAGGCAGUCGUUUGGCGUUCAUUAGAUCGCACCAAAAAGAGUUACGCAGCGAAAAAUACAACGUUUUAAUGGAUUUUGCUAUAACUACAACUAACGUAUUAGGGAUACCUGUAAUAUUGCCAUCUACCUUUUUAGGGAGUCCUCGGUAUAUGAGUCAAUGUUACCAAGAUGCAAUGAGUAUUGUUGCAAAAUUUGGAAAGCCGGAUUUCUUUGUGACGUUUACAGCGAAUCCUCAUUGGAUUGAAAUUACUGAAAAUAUAAAUUCUUGGGAAGUCGUUGCUAAUCGUCCUGACAUCGUUGCUAGGGUAUUUCAUUUGAAGCUUAAAGAAUUAUUAGAUGAUAUUACAAAAAAAGAAAUUUUUGGUAAAGUGCUCGCAUAUUUUUAUGUUAUCGAAUUUCAAAAGCGUGGUUUACCGCAUUCGCAUAUUUUAGUAAUUUUGCAUGAGGAUUUUAAAAUUCGAAAUCCUCAAGAAAUUGAUAAUUUUGUAUCAGCUGAAAUACCAAACAAGCAAGAAACGCCUACUUUGUACGAUGUAGUAACAAAGUAUAUGUUACAUUCACCAUGUGGUGAACUUAACCAGAAAGCUCCCUGUAUGGUUGAUGGUGCGUGCAUUCGAAAUUUUCCUAAAGACUUUUGUGAGGAAACAACUGAAUGUAAUGGAUUUCCAUUGUAUCGCAGACGUGAAAAUGAGCCCGUAUUAGUAAAUAAUCGUUUAAUGGACAAUCGUUGGGUUGUUCCUUACAAUCCUUAUUUAAGUGUACGUUAUGACGCGCAUAUAAAUGUUGAAGUUUGUGCUUCUAUCAAGAGUGUGAAAUAUUUAUUUAAAUAUGUGUAUAAGGGGUAUGAUUGUGCUGCAUUCUCAGUGACUUCUAAAGAAAGUGACGAAGUGAAAGCGUAUUUAGAUACACGGUAUGUAAGUCCUCCCGAAGCGAUAUGGAGAUUGUAUGAAUUUCCCUUGCAAGAAAGAUCGCAUUCUAUCGAUCGGUUGCCGAUUCAUUUGCCUGAUGAACAAUUUGUUUAUUUUCAACAGGGUAGUGAGCAAGAAGCUUUACAGAAUGCGAGUAAAAAAACAACAAAAUUGGAAGCAUGGUUUCUAUUGAAUAAGAGUGAUGAGAGCGCGCGAAAAUAUAAAUAUGUUAACAUUCCGGAACAUUAUUGGUUCCACAAUAGUAAAUGGAUAAAACGUAAAAAAAAAUCUAAAACUUUUGGUAGGAUGUAUAUGGUUAGUAUUCGUGAUAGAGAAAGGUAUUUUCUUCGAGUGUUGUUAUUGCAUUUAAAUGGUGUGCAGUCUUAUAUUGAUUUAUUAACUGUCGAUGGACAGCAAUGUAAUUCGUUUGAAGAAGCUGUAAUUAAACGUAAUUUAUUAGCUACUGACCAGGAGUGGUAUAAUUGUAUUCAGGAAGCAAUGCUGUUUCAAAUGCCACGCCAAUUGCGGGCAUUAUUUGCUUUUAUUUGUCUGUUUUCAGAAAUUUUAAAUCCGAUCAAUUUAUGGGACACAUUUAAAAAUUCGUUUUGUGAAGAUUAUCUUCGUAAUUUUGACGAAAAUGUAGCCAUUAAUAUGGCUCUAUUCGAUAUUGAAAAUAUUUUUCUAACUCACGGUAAAACCUGUAUUGAUUUUCAAUUGCCUACCCCAGAAAUGAUGGUUGAAACUGCUGUCGAUAUUGUUGAUGAUUCGAUCCUUCAUGAUUAUUAUAAUUCUAUGAAUAACGACCAAAAAAAAAUUAUUGAUGAAAUUAUUUCCCGUAUAGAAUGUAAUCGAGGUGGAUUGAUUUUUGUUGAUGGACCAGGAGGAACAGGAAAAACCUUUUUAUACACUUAUUUGUGUUUAUAUUUUGCUGCUAAAAAAAAAAUUGGUGCUACCAGUAGCAUGGACAGGAAUUGCUGCGACAUUGCUUCCAAAUGGUACUACUUCUCAUUCGAUUUUUAA